GCAACAGCUGCCCGCCGCGGCCGCCAUGAUGCGACGCAGUAAGGCCGAGGUGGAGCGGUACAUCGCCUCCGUGCAGGCCGCCGCUCCGUCCCCCCGCGAGAAAUCAAUGAAAGGAUUCUUUUUUGCUAAGCUGUAUUAUGAAGCAAAAGAAUAUGAACUUGCUAAAAGGUAUAUAUCAACAUACCUUAGCGUACAAGAGAGAGAUCCAAAAGCCCACAGAUUCCUCGGCCAGCUCUAUGAAGCUGAAGAUAAUAUAGAAAAGGCUGUGGGUUGUUAUAAGCGCUCAGUGGAGUUGAACCCAACUCAGAAAGACCUUGUACUGAAAAUUGCGGAAUUACUGUGUAAAAAUGAUGUUACCGAUGGAAGAGCAAAAUAUUGGGUUGAGAGAGCUGCUAAACAUUUCCCUGGAAGCCCUGCUGUGUACAGAUUGAAGGAGCAGUUACUGGAUUGUAAAGGCGAGGAUGGAUGGAAUCAGCUUUUUGACCUGAUUCAGUCAGAACUCUAUGCAAGACCAGAUGAUGUCUAUGUAAACAUCAGGCUAGUUGAACUCUACCGGUCAAAUAAGCGACUUGGAGAUGCUGUGGCUCACUGCUGUGAAGCAGAAAAGAAGAUAACUUCUCGGUCAAGCUUGGAAUGGUGUUCCUGUGUUGUACAGACACUUAAGGAAUAUCUGGAAUCUGUACAGGACUCGGAAUCUGAUAAAAGUAACUGGAGAACCACCAACAGGGAUCUGCUGCUGGCUUAUUCCAACCUUGUAGUAAUGACACUUUCUACUAGAGACGUUCAAGAAAGUAGAGAAGUACUUGAAAGUUUUGAUAGUGCACUUCACUCUGUGAAACCAUAUGUGAAUGGGACUGAUGAACUGUCUGUGACUUUCAUGGAAAUGAGAGGUCACUUCUACCUGCAUGCUGGAACUCUGCUGCUGAAAAUGGCUGAACACAGCGAGGCCCAGUGGAGAGCUGUUUCUGAACUGGCAGCUUUGUGUUACCUGAUUGCUUUUCAAGUUCCUAAACCAAAGGCAAAACUUAUAAAAGGAGACCAAGCCGGACAAGACAUAGUAGAAAUGCUAGCUUGUGAUCGACUAAGCCAGUCUGGUCACAUGUUGCUAAACCUAAGUCAUGGCAAGCAAGACUUUUUUAAAGAGAUUGUGGAGUCUUUUGCAAACAAAAGUGGGCAAUCUACUUUAUUUGAUGCACUCUUUGAGAGAGGCAUUUCUAGAGAGCGAUCUUUCCUUGGCACAGAUGAUAUUGGAAACAUCAGUGUACAUCCACCGGAACGUAUGGAACUUGCUAGACAUGAUAUUGGUGCUGUUCGAAUGCACAACGGUAGUCUCCAGCACCUUAUAUGGCUUGGUUUACAGUGGAAUUUCAUGUCCAUUUUACCUGCAAUACGCAGGUGGUUAAAACAGCUCUUCCACUUGCCCCAGGAGACAUCAAGACUUGAGACCAAUGCUCCAGAAUCAAUUUGCUUAUUGGACCUUGAGGUGUUUCUACUUGGGGUGAUAUUUACUAGCCACUUACAGUUGCAAGAGAAGUUUAAUACUCAGUACAGUUCACAUCAGCCACAAUUUUUGCCUCUACCAGUGAGCAAACAGCUUUGUACUGAAAGACAGAGAUCCUGGUGGGAGGCUGUUUAUACUGUUCUUCACAAAAAAGCAUUACCUGGCACAGCAGCAAAAUUGAGGAUCCUAGUCCAACAUGAAAUAAACACUCUGAGGGCACUGGAGAAACCAGGCCUUCAGCCUGCCUUAAUCAUACAUUGGGCAAGGAGUCUGCAAAAGACAGGCAGUAGUCUAAACUCUUUCUAUGACCAAAGGGAAUACAUUGGCCGAAGUGUUUAUUAUUGGAAAAAAGUUUUACCUAUGCUGGAGAUCAUCAAAAAGAAGAAAAGCAUUCCUGAACCUGCUGAUCCUCUGUUUAAACACUUCCAUAGUGUAGACAUCCAGCCUUCUCAAGCUGCAGAAUAUGAACAGGAGGAACGUAUAGCAUCUGCUAUGCUCGCUGCAGUUGAUGGAAGAACUGAAGAUGCCUUGCUAGCAUUUGAAAAUAUUAAGAAUGUUGUUUCAUACUGGAAUCUUGCACUAAUAUUCCAAAGAAAGGCUGAGGAGAUUGAGAGUGAUGCACUCUCACCAGAAGAACAAGAAGAAUGCAAAAAUCACUUGCGAAAGAGUAGAGACUAUCUAAUGAAGAUCAUUGAUGAAAGUUUUACAGACAUUUCAGUAAUUGAGAAGUUACCAGUGUCAAUAGAAACUGUGAAGGAGACGUUGGAUACAGUAAUUCAUGAACUUGGGGAUUAUGGUGAAGAAGGAAGCCCUGUCUUCAAGAAUGAUCUAUCUCAAGCUGCAGCUGCAGAAGUAAAACACUCUACUCCCUCGCCCACAAAAUUUGCUUUAUCACCAAGUAAAAGCUACAAGUUUUCUCCCAAGACUCCGCCUCGCUGGGCAGAAGAUCAGAAAUCCUUACUUCAGAUGAUCUGUCAGCAAGUAGAAGCCCUUAAGAAUGAGAUGCAUGAAAUGAAACUAAAUUCCAGCUCAAACUUGUCAUCUCAUCGGUGGCCUUCUGAAAGCUAUGGAGCAGAUACAAUGUCAGAUGGCUAUCAAGGAGCACAAAACUUUCAUGGAGCACCAUUAACAGUUGCCACUACUGGCCCAUCAGUCUAUUACAGCCAGUCACCUGCAUAUAACUCUCAGUACCUUCUCAGAACAGCUGCUACCAAUGUAACACCAACAAAGGCUCCUGUCUAUGGUAUGAACAGGCUUACACCUCAGCAACAUAUAUAUGCCUAUCAGCAGCCGAUGCACACACCACCACUGCAGAACACUUCUGCAUGUAUGUUUUCCCAAGAAAUAUAUGGCGGUCCAUUGCGUUUUGAUUCUCCUGCUACUGGGCUUCUGUCUCCACGUGGUGGGGAUGAGUAUUAUAAUUACAGUGUUCCACAAGCAAGCUCAAAUCCACCAUUACCUGAACCAGGCUAUUUCACAAAGCCUUCAAUUGCUCCUCCAGCUGCAAAGCCUGCAGAACCAAAAGUGGUAGAAUUUGGGAAAUCUACCUUCGGGCAACCUGUACCAACAGAAGUAACAAAGUCCUCUCUGAUAACUCCAGCACAGUCAGCUCAGUCAACAACUUUUAAGUUCAACUCUAACUUCAAAUCAAAUGAUGGAGACUUCACAUUUUCUUCACCUCAAGUUCUAACACAGUCUUCCAAUGCAACUUUUAAUAGUAGUGAAAGCCUGUUGGGUCUUCUGACUUCAGAUAAGCCUUUGCAAGAUGAGCGGUAUACAGGACAAAAAACAGUUCCAGAUCAUACACCUAGCCAAAGAAAUGUCUUCAGUUUUGGUAAUAAAAGUAUUUCAGGCAUCCCAUUUACAGAAAACAUGGGACAGAACCAACCUAAAAAUUCUUUCUUUGGGAAAGGUGACACAGUUGGCUUCCACGAAGUGGGAAAAUCAGGGUUUGGGACCCCAAAUUUAGAUCUAGCCAACAAAAGUCACGAAACUGAUGGCGGAAGCGUCCAUGGAGGUGAAGAUGAAGAUGAUGGUCCUCACUUUGAGCCUGUUGUGCCACUCCCUGAUAAGAUAGAAGUAAAGACAGGGGAAGAAGAUGAGGAAGAAUUCUUUUGCAAUAGAGCUAAGCUGUUCCGUUUUGCAGAAUCUAAAGAAUGGAAAGAAAGGGGCAUUGGAAACGUGAAAAUACUGAGACACAAAAUAUCUGGCAAAUUUCGUCUACUUAUGAGACGGGAACAAGUGUUGAAAAUCUGUGCAAAUCAUUAUAUAAAUACUGACAUGAAACUGAAACCAAAUGCUGGUUCAGACAAAACAUUUGUGUGGUAUGCUGUAGAUUAUGCAGACGAAUUGCCAAAACCUGAACAGCUUGCCAUUAGAUUCAAAACACCAGAAGAGGCAAUGCUUUUCAAAUGUAAAUUUGAAGAGGCACAAAAUAUUUUGAGAACAUCUGGAACAACCACUCAGCACAUUGAAAGUUCCAGAGACACCGUCAAUCAAGAUAUCAAGGAGCCUUGCAAAUCUACUCCUGGGCCCCUGAAUUUUGGAUUUCAAUUUAAGAAAGAGGAAAUGUGGGAGUGUAAUCUCUGCCAGAGGAAAAAUAGUACAGCUUCAUCCCUGUGUACAUGCCAGGCUUCAGUUCCAAAUACAGGUAGUUCUGUAAAAGGACCUGAUGGCAAGAGCAGUUUUAUAUCUAUGUUGGAUGCAUCCACACCAUCCUUUUCCUUCGGAAAGAAAAUGCCAUCUACAUAUACUGCUAGUGGAUUGGGCGAACAGUUUACGCCAAGAAAAGAUCAGUGGAAGUGUAGAUUGUGUUUCACUUGGAAUGAUGUAACAGCUAAGAACUGUAUAGCAUGCAAUGUUCCAAAUCUGAAUAAUAAGGAAACAUAUGUUGCACCAGUAGCUGAAACCACUUCAGGUUUUAUAUCUAACACUGAGACCAUACAGGAUACGUUUGGAUCAGUUAUUGCUAGAAAGGAAGGUCAGUGGGAUUGCAGUGUGUGUUCAGCGAAGAAUGACGCAACAGUGGUAGAUUGUGUGGCCUGCGAGAACCCAAAUCAGGCUAACGUGCAAGUGUCUGGUCAGCCAGCUUCCUUUAAAUUUGGCCAGGUAGAUGUUGAAAAGAGUUCAGAAAAUGAUCUUGCUUCUGCUUGCUCCAAAAAGGAGGGUCAGUGGUAUUGUGUUGUGUGCUUAGUGAGAAAUGAAGCAACAACAGUAAAUUGUGUGGCGUGCAACUCUCCUCAUUCUCAAGGUCCGCUGAAGGCCCCUGCGUCUACUGUUCAGACAUCUUCUGAAAGUAAACCCCCUAAAAAUGGAUUUGGAGGGCUCGGUGCUAAAAUGGAAGGACAGUGGGAUUGUUCUGUUUGUUUAGUACGAAAUGAAGCCUCUUCUGCAACCUGUAUAGCCUGUCAAGCGCACAAUCCAAAUCAGGCUAACAUACCAAAGUCUGAUCAGCCCACUGCCUUUAAAUUUGGCCAAGCAGAUGUUGCAAAGAGUUCACAAAAUGAGCUUUCUUCUGCUUGCUCCGAAAAGGAGGGUCAGUGGUAUUGCAAGGUGUGUUUAGUAAGAAAUGAAGCAACAACAGUAAAUUGUGUGGCGUGCAACUCUCCUCAUUCUCAAGGUCCGCUGAAGGCCCCUGAGUCUACUGUUCAGACAUCUUCUGAAAGUAAACCCCCUAAAAAUGGAUUUGAAGGGCUCUUUGCUAAAACGGAAGGACAGUGGGAUUGUCCUGUUUGUUUAGUACGAAACGACGCCUCUUCUGCAACCUGCGUAGCUUGUCAAGCACAAAAUCCAUCUAGUAAACCUGGGGAUGCCGCCUCAACUCCUGCAUUUGGCUUCAAGAGCAAAUUGUCUGAAUCUGCUGGAGGACAAUUGGGAACAGGUUUUAAGAGUGACUUUUCAGAAAAAGGCUUUAAAUUUGGUCAUGCAGAAGGUAAGGCACCUUCCUUCACAUUUCAGAUUCCUUCUGGUAGUGAAGCUAACCCUACAAAUGAAGGAUUUAACUUUUCUAUGCCUGUGCCUGCAGGUGGAUUUAAAUUUGGCAUACAAGAGCCUGGUAAAAAUAUUACAAAGAAAGAUGAGCCACCCAAAGAAAGUACAACAGGCUUCUUAAAAAGUCUUGACAAAAAAGAGGAAAGAGAGGCUCCUUUUUCAGAAGCUGGGGCUGGUAUCCAGUCUCAAGGAGCCUCUGGUAAGCCAACUGGUGAUUUAGUUUUUGGGCAGAAUAGCAGCACUUUCACUUUUGCUGAUCUUGCAAAAACUACUCCUGGAGAAGGAUUCCAGUUUGGGAAAAAAGAUCCAAACUUCAAGGGCUUUUCAGGUGCAGGUGAAAAACUGUUUUCCUCACAGAGUUCUAAAAUGGAUCACAAAGCUAAUACUGCUGAUUUAGAGAAGGAUGAUGAUUCGUAUAAGACUGAGGACUGUGACGAUAUUCACUUUGACCCAGUUGUCCAAAUGCCUGAAAAAGUAGAACUAGUAACAGGGGAAGAGGAUGAGAGAGUACUCUAUUCACAAAGGAUAAAACUCUUUAGGUUUGAUGCAGAAAUAGGUCAGUGGAAAGAACGAGGCGUGGGCAACUUAAAAAUUCUUAAAAAUGAAGAUAACGGCAAGCUAAGAAUUCUAAUGCGACGUGAACAGGUACUAAAAGUAUGUGCAAACCAUUGGAUAACUACUACCAUGAACUUGAAACCUCUGUCUGGCUCAGAUAAAGCAUGGAUGUGGCUAGCCAGUGACUUUUCUGAUGGUGAUGCAAGGCUGGAGCAUCUAGCAGCUAAAUUCAAAACACCAGAGCAGGCUGAGGAAUUCAAACAGAAAUUUGAGGAGUGUCAGAGGCUGUUGUUGGAUAUACCACUGCAGACCCCACAUAAACUUGUUGACACUGGUAGGACAGCUCAACUUAUACAGAAAGCAGAAGAAAUGAAAACUGGAUUGAAAGAUCUCAAAACAUUUUUGACAGAUGAUAAAACUAAACUUACAGAGGAAGAGAAGAGAAGCUCACCUUUAGCCACCAGUACUUCUGAUUUGGUUAUAAAGCCACAUGCAGAAAGCACUGCACCGACGUUGGAAUGGGAUAACUAUGACUUGCGUGAAGAAGCAUUGGAUGAUAGUGUUGGUAGCUCUGUGUAUGCAUUGCCUCUGGCAAGUAGUCCUGUAAGAAAAAAUCUGUUCAGAUUUGGGGAAUCUACAACUGGAUUUAACUUUAGCUUUAAAUCUGCCUUAAGCCCCUCAAAGUCUCCUGCCAAGCAGAACCAGAGCAGAUCAUCUGUAGGUGCUGAUGAAGAGUCUGAUAUCACUCAAGAAGAAGAAAGAGAUGGACAGUACUUUGAACCUGUGGUACCUUUACCUGACCUUGUAGAAGUGACAAGUGGUGAAGAAAAUGAGCAAGUUGUUUUCAGUCAUAGAGCUAAACUCUAUAGAUAUGACAAGGAUGCUAAUCAAUGGAAAGAGAGGGGUAUUGGGGAUAUAAAGAUUCUACAGAACUAUGACAACAAACAAGUUCGUAUAGUAAUGAGAAGGGAUCAGGUAUUAAAACUCUGUGCCAAUCAUAGAAUAACACCAGACAUGAACAUACAGCAGAUGAAAGGAACAGAUAGAGCAUGGGUAUGGACUGCCUGUGACUUUGCAGAUGGGGAAAGAAAGGUGGAGCUCUUAGCUGUGCGGUUUAAGCUUCAAGAUGUUGCAGACUCAUUUAAGCAGAUUUUUGAUGAAGCAAAACAUGCCCAAGAAAAAGACACCUUGAUUACACCCCUCUCUUCGCGUGCCAGUACUCCAAAGGAAUCUCCAUGUGGUAAAAUUGCUGUAGCUGUACUGGAGGAAACCACCAGGGAGAGAACUGAUCAGAUCCAUGAUGAGGAUACCUCUGAUGUGACUGUAGAGGCAUCAGAGGUGUCAAGCACUUCCGAAACACCAACAAAAGCAGUGGUUUCUCCUCCUAAAUUUGUAUUUGGUUCAGAAUCUGUCAAGAGUAUUUUUAGUAGUGAAAAAUCAAAGCCGUUCACAUUUGGAAAUACUUCAGCUACUGGAUCUCUGUUUGGCUUCAGCUUUACCCCUCCUUCAAAAAAUAUAACUGAAGAUGUUAGUUCAGUGUCACAAAAUGCAAUGCAGAGAGAACUCAAAGUAACUGAACCUCAGAAAAGCCAUGCAGGUAAUCAGAAGGCUUCAGACAGCAAGAUGGAAAACAAUUCGGUUUCUUCAACAGAAGAGUCUUCAAAUUGCACGUUUAAAACACUAGAAAAAGCUGAGAGCAAAAAGGAAUCCCCUGUAGAAACUCAGUCUGAUGAUGUACUCAUUGUUUAUGAGUUGAAACCUACCCCUGAACAGAAGGCUCUUGCUGACUCUCUUAAACUCCCUUCAACAUUCUUCUGCUACAAGAAUAAGGCUGGUUAUGUCAGUGAAGAGGAUGAUGAUGAAGACUAUGACACAGCUGUUAAGAAACUGAAUGGAAAGUUAUAUGCUGAUGAUCCAGAGAAAUGUACAUCUUCACAAGAUCCAGUAAAAGUAAUUUGUAGUCUGCUGUCCAUAGGUAUGGCCUGUAAAAAUGAACCAAAGAAUGAGAGAGAGUGCAUCAUUGUUUGGGAAAAGAAGCCAACUCCUGAGGAGAAGGUCAAAGCAGAGACUCUAAUGCUCCCUUCUACAUUCUUCUGUGGUGUCAGCAGUGAUACUGAUGAAGACCAUGACAAUCUGGACGAUUUUCAUGCAGAACUGAUGAAAAAAGCUCAAGAAGUUGAAGAGUUUCAAGAAAAUAAAGUUACCAGUUCAUCUGAUGUAGUCUUUACCAGUGAAGUAUCUGUUCCCUCAAUCAGUGAGGAAGCAAUAUCUGUUCAAUCGACCAUUACACGUGAAGAACCAGUGUCUACCACAGAAUGUACAAAUGUAUCUCAGACUUUAUCAGGGACUGAUGACAAGCCUGUAGAUUUGUCGACUAAAAAGGAAAAUGAUCCAGAUUCUGCAGACUCGACAGUUCAAGGAACUGGACCCAUCUCAUUUGGGUUUGACACUGCUGCUGGCUUGUCAUUUGCUGAUCUGGCUUCAAAAAAUUCUGGGGACUUUGCUUUUGGUUCUAAAGAUAAAAACUUCAAGUGGGCAAAUACUGGAGCAACAGUAUUUGGAGUACACACAACCAGUAAAGGAGAGGAAGAGGAUGGUAGUGAUGAAGAAGAGGUCCAUAGUGAAGAUAUCCACUUUGAACCUAUAGUGUCCUUGCCAGAGGUGGAAGUUAAAUCUGGAGAAGAAGAUGAAGAAAUUCUCUUUAAAGAGAGGGCAAAACUCUACAGAUGGGACAGGGAGGUGUCUCAGUGGAAAGAACGUGGAGUUGGAGAGAUCAAGAUCCUCUUCCAUACCCAGAAGAAAUAUUACAGAAUUCUGAUGAGAAGGGACCAGGUUCUCAAAGUCUGUGCAAAUCAUUUUAUCACAAAAUCCAUGAACUUAAAGCCCUUGAAUACAUCAAACAAUGCUUUAGUUUGGACUGCCGCAGAUCACUCUGAUGGUGAAGGAAAAGUAGAACAACUUGCGGUCAGAUUUAAAAACCAAGAGAUGGCUGAUUCUUUUAAGAGGAGAUUUGAAGAAUGCCAACGAAGCUCAUCAGAACUGCAGAAAAGACAUGUAUCCCUGGCAGCAGGACUGUCAAAGGAGAGCAACCCUGUAGUGUAUUUUGAAGUUUCUGCUGAUGAUGAACCAAUAGGACACGUAACCAUGGAACUGUUUUCAAAUAUUGUUCCUCGCACUGCUGAAAACUUCAGGGCCCUGUGCACAGGGGAAAAAGGAUUUGGGUUCAAGAACUCCACAUUUUUUAGAAUAGUUCCUGAUUUUAUGUGCCAGGGAGGAGAUAUCACUAAACAAGAUGGAACAGGUGGACGGUCCAUUUAUGGAGAGGCAUUUGAGGAUGAGAACUUUGAAGUAAAACACACUGGUCCUGGAUUACUCUCAAUGGCAAAUAGGGGCCGAGACACAAAUAAUUCUCAAUUUUUUAUUACACUUAAAAAAGCAGAACACUUGGACUUUAAACAUGUGGUAUUUGGAUUUGUGAAGGAUGGCAUGGAUGUUGUGAAAAAGAUGGAAUCUUUUGGUUCUCCCAAGGGAGUAGUGAGCAGAAGAAUUGUUAUUACAGACUGUGGACAAAUAUAGAAUCAUCGCUUUAACCUCAUACCAAUAAUCUUUUAACAGCCUAAGUUGAAGUUUACCUGUUGGCCAAUUAUGUUCAGCAUUUUGAAAUGAACACUUCUGAUGUAUAAAUGUAAAAUUUACAGCUUUAUAGCCAAGUAUUUUUUUUAAUGUGUUCUAAUUGAUUUUGCAUGUUGUGAAAUAAAACAGUUCAAGCACUGGUGCAUUUCAGGUGUAUUUGUUAUUCUGACAUUUGUAUUAAAUGUCCAUUUUCAAAUUAAAUCCUAGUCUUGUUAAAGCAAUGGUCCGUGUCUUCACUUUGGUUUGUACAAGGAAUAUUGCCGUUUCAGUUAUUCUGGCUUGCUGCUCUGUUGUAUCAACAUCUUGAGUAAGAGGAUUUAGUAUGGAAGUGCUGGAGACAUGUGGAAACAGCUAAUGGAUUCACCUUUUAACAUCAUCCCUGUAAGCAGGACCAUUUUACACUAAGGGCUUGUAUUUGCUACUUGGUAGUGUUGUGAGUAGUAUUUGGGUACCUGAACACUGAUGUUGGUAAAUUACUGCCUGUGUAAGGUUGUUAUAGGCUUUCAUUGUCGAGAUCUAAUGGAUACAUUAAGGUCUCUUUUUGUCAUUGGGCUUUUCUGCACAUACUAUUCCUAUGUACAGUGGCAUACUACUAAUAAAAUAUUUGACUAUAGGAUAAAUGAACCUAGUAAUGCUUAUUGGGUGGGAAAACUGGAAACAAUAAUAAUUUUCAGGGUUUUUUUCUGCAGACUUGCAUCAAAUGUUACUGGGUGACCUUUUUGUCACCAUGCUGCUUGAAUCGUUUGGGGCAAAUGCAGUUUUUGGUUCUUUUUAUGAUAGCUUGUUUCUACUGACUGGCAAAUGUUGGCUUAAAUUUAGUAUAGAGCAACAAAGUAAUUAUGUGUAAAUUACACUUGAGUAAAGAGGGUUUUUCUGUUAAACCUUUAUAAACAUGAUUAAUGAGUUAAAGCAAUUUAAUUAAGAAAUUUUUGUGAAGUAUGUAGAUAAUGUGCGAAUCCUUCAUAUAUAAAAAGCAAUCUUUUCACUUUUUAAUAAAAUACUUUAGUUCUUCAUAAUGUCAGUUUUGUAAAAUAAUCAGUUUUACUAUAUGAAUUAAGCUAGGAAAAGUGGGGAAGAUUGCAGAAAUGGGUUUUAUGUUCUGUUCUUUCUGUGACUUUUUUUCAAAAGUAAACAAAAUGUAAAGCAUCCAUGGUUUUCUGUUGCUUUAAACUUGUGGAGCUAAAUUAACAAGUCUGGAGCUUUCCAUCCUCAUGACUUGAAACUGCAGUUGAGUAGCAACAAGAUUCAAAUCAUGAUUUUAUUACACUUUAUCUAUUGAUAGUUAUAAAAAGUAGUUCAAUGUAAAAUGAAACUUUUUGCAUUGUUUUUGCCUAAAUUUAAAUAAAAUUGAAUUGGGAA
Molecule: messenger RNA, 11038 nt
Organism: Gavialis gangeticus (Gharial)
Lineage: Eukaryota; Metazoa; Chordata; Crocodylia; Gavialidae
Gene: RGPD4
Product: RANBP2-like and GRIP domain containing 4
Exons: 29
Coding region: 26-9622 (3198 amino acids)
Biological process (GO): NLS-bearing protein import into nucleus; protein peptidyl-prolyl isomerization
Cellular component (GO): intracellular membrane-bounded organelle; nuclear pore; cytoplasm
Molecular function (GO): peptidyl-prolyl cis-trans isomerase activity; GTPase activator activity; protein binding
Source: RefSeq, a predicted model, not a curated record